Periophthalmus magnuspinnatus is the source of this 4320-nucleotide messenger RNA. It is a transcript of the gene ralbp1, whose product is annotated as ralA binding protein 1. Gene Ontology annotation, cellular component: membrane. NCBI's taxonomy places the organism in Eukaryota, Metazoa, Chordata, Actinopteri, Gobiiformes, Gobiidae. Gene Ontology annotation, biological process: small GTPase-mediated signal transduction; positive regulation of GTPase activity; endocytosis. Gene Ontology annotation, molecular function: small GTPase binding; GTPase activator activity. The coding region runs from base 115 to 2142 and encodes 675 amino acids. The transcript is spliced from 11 exons. The record is from RefSeq and is a predicted model, not a curated record.
GCAUGCGCAAUUUGGUUUAUUUGGAUACAGAACCGGAAGCUCUACUCAGAGGAUAGACCGAUCGGGAGCGGACUUGGUGAGAUGGAGAGGUGAGGUGUCCCGGGAUCCACAGCCAUGACGGAGUGCUUCCUGCCCCCCACCAGCAGCCCGGCCGAACAGAGGCGGGCGGAGCACCCGGGGGGAGUGGCACGCACCCCCAGCUCAGAGGAGAUCAGUCCCACUAAGUUCCCAGGACUGUACCGGACAGGAGAGCCCUCCCCUCCUCACGAUGGACAUCACCAUGAACCCCCCGAUGUCUAUGUGUCUGACGAUGACAAGGAGCACAACAAGAAAAAGAACAAGUUUAAAAAGAAGGAGAAGAGAACGGAGGGGUACGCCGCCUUCCAGGAGGACAGCUCAGCAGAUGAAGCAGAGAGCCCAUCCAAAAUGAAGCGCUCCAAGGGCAUCCAUGUGUUUAAGAAACCAAGCUUCUCCAAGAAAAAGGAGAAGGACUUUAAGGUGAAGGAGAAAGUUCCCAAAGAGGACAAGUCCAAAGAUAAGAAGUCUAAGGACCUCACUGCGGCAGAUGUGGUCAAACAGUGGAAGGACAAGAAGAAGAAGAAGAAGCCCGGUGUGGAGGCGGAGCCAAUACAGGUGGAGGCUCCCAAGGUACGGCCGGUGUUUGGGGCUCCACUGUCUGAAGCUGUGAAGAGAACUGCGCUGUAUGAUGGGAUCCAACUGCCCGGUGUCUUCAGGGAGUGUGUCGACUACAUCGAGAACUACGGCAUGAAGUGUGAGGGCAUCUACAGGGUCUCAGGAAUGAAGUCUAAAGUUGAUGAGCUCAAAGCAGCGUACGACCGUGAGGAGUGCCCGUGUUUGGAGGAGUAUGAACCGCACACUGUGGCCUCUCUCCUGAAACAGUACCUCCGUGAGCUCCCUGAGAACCUGCUGGGCCGCGAGCUGAGCCAACGUUUUGAAGAUGCGUGUGGGCGCCCCCUGGAGACAGAGAAAGUGGCGGAGUUUCAGAGGCUGCUGUUGGAGGUGUGUCCUGAGAGCCGUCUUCUGCUGUCCUGGCUCAUCACACACAUGGACCAUGUGAUCGCCCGAGAAGCAGACACCAAAAUGAACAUCCAGAACAUCUCCAUCGUGCUCAACCCUACCAUACAGAUUGGGAACCGUGUUUUGUACCUGUUCUUCACUCAUGUUCGGGAGCUGUUUGGAGAUGUGGAGCUGAAGCCAGUGGUGCGUCCUCUCAGAUGGUCAAGCGUGGCCACGAUGCCAGUGCUGCCCGAGACUCAGGAGAGCAUUAAGGAGGAGAUCCGCAGACAGGAAUUUUUGAUAAAUCGGCUGCACAGGGACCUUCAGGCCGGAGUGAAGGACCUGUCCAAAGAGGAGCGACUCUGGGAGGUGCAGAGGAUUCUAACAGCUCUGAAACGAAAACUCAGAGAAGCCAAGAGACAGGAGUGUGAAACUAAGAUCGCCCAAGAAAUAGCCAGUUUAUCAAAGGAGGAUGUGUCAAAAGAAGAGAUGACCGAGAAUGAAGAAGAAGUAAUCAAUCUGCUCUUAAAACAGGAGAAUGAAAUCCUGACGGAGCAGGAGGAGCUGAUUUCUCUGGAGCAGGUUUUGAGGCGACAGAUCGCGACAGAAAAAGAAGAGAUCGAACGGCUCCGAGCAGAGAUUGCAGACAUCCAGAGUCGCCAACAGGGGAGGAGUGAGACGGAGGAGUAUUCAUCGGACAGUGAGAGUGAGAGUGAAGAUGAGGAAGAGCUGCAGAUGAUUCUGGAGGAUCUGCAGAAGCAAAAUGAAGAACUGGAGAACAAAAACACUCACCUAAACCAGGCCAUUCACGAGGAGCAGGAGGCCAUCUUGGAGCUCCGCGUCCAGUUACGUCUCCUGCAAAGCCACAAACAACAACAGGAACUCACUGUCCAAGCCUCUACUGAACAAGCCCCCCCUGCCCAGCCCAGCCCAGAGGCACGGCCGGAGGAGCAAAACAAACGCCCCUCGUCCAAUACCGCUCCUCCUGCUACUGCUACUGCUCCUACCACUACUACUGUUACUGCUGUGGCUAGCGUAGAUGCUAACACUUCUGCUAAUGGGAAACAAGCUAAAGAUCCACCCAAACCAUCCCCAAGCAAAGACAAAAGAGACACCAAUAUGUGAAAUAUUGAUUCAAAAUUAUGUGCUAAAAUGUUACUUUACUGUCAUUGAUUUAAUCGUCAAAAUAGGAGAUUUGAUCUGGUUAAUGGUUAAAGAGGGGGUAUUAUGCUAAACAGAUUUUUUUAAGCUUUCUACCAUGUUAUAAUGUUGUUUCCUCAUCAAAAACAUGCCUCAAGAGGUUUUAGAUCCAUGCACGUGUCAGUAUUUUAGGGACAACAAUUCUCCAUAAAUAUACAAAAACAUGAUGCAAAACUACACAGCAACUUGACAAAUAGUUUGCUUGCAAUAGUUUAGCAGGUUGCACGCUGAUUGUGUUGUGAUAGCGCUGUGAAGGUUGACUUAACGCGCGAAGCAGAGGAAGGAGAGACUCAGACCACCAAAAACUAAAAAACUUAUAAAACAUGUAGUUAUUUUCUGCGAAUAUAGCAUUUUAAGCAAUAAAAGGCAACGUGCUGAUCUAAAUAUGUUAUGUGUUAGCAGUUAAUACCCCAUAGACAUGUAAUAUUCCCUCUUUUAAUAUCCCUGCAAUUGGCCUAUUAAGAUGAAACACAAACUGACACAAGUUUAAUGUCUUCUCUGUCAGCAAAAAUGAAAAACUAAAGAGAAAUAUUUUUACUAUAGUAUUAAAAACUGGUGGCAUAAUAGAGACAUGCUUGUUGCCUGUUGAAAAGACUUAAAUAUAGAAUUACUUUGGUAAAUUUGUGAACUGUAUCCCUAUAUAAUGAUAUGAUUCAAAACGUAGAUUUUCUGUUUAAAGACAGCAACCUAAUGCAACCUAUUAAACCUUUCUGCAGAGAGGAGAGUACCACAUUUCCUGAUAUUUUGCCUUCUCAGCACACAGUUUGGUUUUCCUGACUUUAACCCAAACAAAAUAGUACAUUGUAGCUUUGUUUAACUUGCUAUUGUCAUUGGGACCAAACUUUUAAGCGUGCCAAGCCUUUAGUAAAUAAACAUUAAAUCCUAGAUAUAGUAUUAUAAUUUAAAUGGUAUACUCAUUUUCCAAAUCGAUUUUAAAUUCAAGUCAUUUUUUAUAUUAAGUAAUAUAAGUUUAGACAAAGACCACUGUGCCAUUAUUACUUUUGCCCAAAGAACCACUAAUACUCUUAAAUAUUGUAAAAUGUAUAACUAGUCAAAUUAUAUAUAUUAUGAAGGAAUUAUACCAGAAAUUGUUAAAGGGCCCAUAUUGUGCUAUUUUCUGAUCUGUGUUAUUAUGUUGUUUCCUCAUCAAGAACAUACCCGGAGAUGUGUUUUGUUUCAUUCACAUGUUUAAGACCUUGCAUAUUCAGGGCUCUUCUCUUAAACAGAAAACACUCUGUUCCACCUUGUGAUGUCAUGUGAUAAUACAGGAAGUGCUCCACUGUGUUUUUAAAAUCCAUACAACUUUGGUAGAAUCAUUUGGAUAAUUUCAACCCUGGAAUUACUACUACAACAAAAAGGUAAAAACUAUUGUUUUGUGACAUCACAAGGUGGGACAGAGCAUUUUGAGCUUUGGAGAUAUAGAUUGACUAAUAAUGCAGGAUUACUCAAACGUGUGAAUGAGACAAAACACAACUUCGGUGAUGUUUUUGAGGAAGUAACAACAUUAUAACAUGGCUAAAAGGUCACAUGAGUCAAUCAUGCAUAAUAUAGGACCUUUAAAAUUUCUUUUUAGUAAUAUAUACAACACCUUUAAGUUUAAAUAUAUCCUUAGAUGCUUUGUCUAAUUAAAAGAAUAGCCCAUAGUAUUUUUGCUGUGUUGUUUCUGUUUGCUCCUCCAAAUUGGUAUUGAAAAUGUCUUAAUCCUACAGUACUAUAAACAGUUUAUUCUUAUUGUAAAUACAAUUUCAUUCACAAAAUUCUGCUAAAAACUAAAUCAUACGUUCGAGUUGUGAAUUUUGCACAUUAUAAACCUUUAGUGCAAUCAUAAUAUCUGCUUAUUGCUAUUGCACAAAAAAGUCAAACACAAUUAAAAUCAACAAAUAUGACAAAAAUUGUGAAAGAUGAACUUCUUUAGCUGUUAGUCAAAACCCACCAGACUUGUAAAAUUGCCAUUGUCAUUUCAAUUCACUGCUGAUCUUUGAGUCUCAUUGUUCGACUAUUUAAAGCAAAUAUAAAUAGCUUAAUUACUGUUAUCUGUAGAAAGUUGUACAAUUGCAAACAUACUGCAUUUUCCACCCUAUGUUUUGUCAUGUGAUUUAUUUU